Anolis carolinensis (green anole) is the source of this 3219-nucleotide messenger RNA. It is a transcript of the gene raver2, whose product is annotated as ribonucleoprotein, PTB binding 2. Lineage: Eukaryota; Metazoa; Chordata; Lepidosauria; Squamata; Anolidae. The transcript is spliced from 14 exons. The coding region runs from base 123 to 2297 and encodes 724 amino acids. Gene Ontology annotation, cellular component: nucleus. Gene Ontology annotation, molecular function: mRNA binding. The record is from RefSeq and is a predicted model, not a curated record.
CUUCCUCCCUCCCUUCCUCUCUUUCUCUCUCUCUCUCUCUCUGGCCCCAUUCCCUCCUUCGGGCGGCGAGAGAGAAAGAGAAAGAGAGAGAGGGAACGCGCCUUCGCCUCCGGGCCGGCAAAAUGGCGUUGGCGGGUCGGGUCGGGGCGCAAGCGGAGCAGCCCCUGGGCCCCGAGGAGGUCUCCCGGCGCCUGCGAGGGAUGCAGCGGGAGCUGAGCAACAGGCGCAAGGUCCUCAUCCGGAACCUGCCCGCCGAGAGCAGCAGCCAGGAAAUACACGAUUUAUUAAAAGACUUCGAAUUGAAGUACUGUUAUGUUGACAAAAACAAAAGGACAGCUUUUGUUACUCUACUGAAUGGAGAGCAAGCUCAGAAUGCCAUACAACUGUUUCACCAACAUACUCUUCGAGGGAAAGAAAUAUCAGUACAGCUUCAACCAACUGAUGCUCUACUCUGCAUUACUAAUUUACCCACCUCCUAUACAUUACAAGAGUUUGAAGAGUUGGUCCGGCCCUAUGGCAAUGUUGAGAGACACUUCUUGAUUUACAGUGAAGUUACUGGCUAUUCCAAAGGCUAUGGCUUUGUGGAAUACAUGAAAAAGGAUUCUGCAGCUAAAGCUAGGUUGGACCUUUUAGGAAAACAAUUAGGUGGAAAUGUCCUCUUUGCACAAUGGAUGGAUGUUAACCAAUUAACCCCAAAACUGAUACAUUCAAAGUGUCUAUGUAUAGAAAACCUCCCUGUAGACUGUACCGAUUCAAAUGAACUGGUGCAAACAUUCUCAGCUAAACCUAAGCCUGUCUUCUAUCAGCUUGCCCAGGAGGAAGAUAGCUCUGUUGGUGGCUUUGCAGUCGUUGAGUAUGAAACAGCAGAGCAGGCAGAGGAAGUACAGCAAAGCACAGAUGGUUUAACUAUCAAAGGAAAGAGUGUGCAUGUGUCAUACUGUGCUCCUGGAGCCCCAGGACGCAGCACACUUGCGACACUUAUAGCUGCACAGCGAAUGAUGAGGAACAACAGAAAGGGGUUGCUUCCAGAGCCAAAUGCAGUGCAGAUUAUGAAAAGCUUAAACACCCCAGCGAUGCUGCAAAUGUUAUUACAACCUCAAUUACAUGGAAGUCUUAACAAAUUUGUCCUUGGUGCUCCGGUGACUGUACCCCAUAUUGUAUCCCCAUUCAGCCCAGCAUUUGUACACUUGAAUAAAGUUCAUCAGGGACCAAUUCCUGGAAAUGCAUCCAGUUUGAUGUUACAAAAUCUCUCCCAUCUACAACUGGCACAACUAACGAAGACUGAAAAUAUUCAUACUAACACUAAACCUAGCUUGCUUGGAGAGCCUCCAGCAGUUCUGCUUCAGACAAUGCUAGGAAUGGGGGCUGCGCCACAAGUAACUGCAGACAUCGGGAGCCACGGAGAAGCACGCAAUUUAUCAAAUACAGCUCAAACACCGGUCACAACAGGGAUGGGCAUGCUGCCAUUCUUCCCAAGUCAGCACGUGGCUGGCCAAGCGAUGCCGAGGCCAAACAGCGCACAGGAGAAGCUGCCACCUGGAGUGGGGCUGACAGAAGGCGCUGGCUCUGGUUCACAGCCAUAUCGGCCGAGCUUGACAAAUGCCACUGCUGGAGGCCUGAGAGCAGGACAUCUCAUGCCACAGAGCCAGCCAAAGAGUGUGGACUCAGCCCUCGGGAAUGCUUUGAAAAACCAGACCUCUCUACUGGGAGAUCCUCCCAAAGAAAUCCACCUUAGUACAAAUCCCUACUUGAAUUUGGCCAGUGUGCUGCCGUCUGUGUGUCUUUCAGCCAUGAGCAACAAGGCCAGUAAUGCUAAGCAGCAAGCUGGACUUUCAAAUACCUCCCUCGACACGGCAGCUGCUCCGGGAAGCACAUCGCAGCAAACAGCAGACAACUAUUUCAGCUAUUUGCCUCAAUACGGAGAUUACACACAGGAUUCUCUCCAGCAGUGGUAUCAACAGUAUGCACAGGCAUAUCAUACCAUUCAAGCUAGAGUAGGAGAACUAGAAAACAAUGGCACAGAGGAAUCUGAUGGAGCUGUUUAUGGUGACUACAGUACCUACCUGCAGGUCAUGCCUUCUUAUUAUGCUACUGCCCAAGGAUCCUUCCCUCCAAGUGUCUUGCCACUUACACCUCAAAAUCCACUGAAGAUGGCACCAAUCAGAAGUGAAAAGCGGGGCUCUUCGUACCUCAUCUCCACUCCAGAAGAAAGUCCUGUGGAAUACGUGGGCCAACACACUCAGGGCUCAGGAGUGCAUUAUGCAGAAUUAUAUCUUAAAAGAAAACGUGUUUAUUGACAUCACUAUCAUGCUUGUAGACAAAGUCACUUCACACUAUUCUUAUCACCCAUUUCCUUCACUUUUAAUAAGUAUUGUAGUUUUUUUUAAAAAAAAAUCUCUAUAGGAAGUUCAUUUUUCUAAAGAAAAGGUAUAUGUAAUAAGGAACAGGGGGGUGGCUGUUACUCCCCAGACUAGAUUAUAUUUGCUGGAUGACAAUUAAGUUCCUUUAAGAAAUGGCAGCUUUGUGGGUUGAGAAUUUCUAUCAAAGCAAUAAAAAAUGGGGAGAGAAAAUGUUCUUGUUAUCUUUCUGGACACUUGCAGUGAUAGUCUUAACAAAACAGUUAUGUUGGUGUGCUUUUUAAAAAACCUUUGGAAGAUUUAGAUUCCUGGAUGCAAAGGAUUUUGUGUUUAAUCCUUCCUUUUGAUGUUUGACAAUAGUAAUAUCUCCUUAAUGAUUUUAAUGUGCCUUGCAUGCUGGAUUACAGCCCAGCGAGUUUAUUACUAUUGGGAGGACAAGAAUUACAGGCCAGUCUACUUGAAGUUACAAAAAUGUAACAUCCGCAACUCCUAAAGUACUAGAAUGUUAGGAAGAUGUCAGCAAAUAGCUGUUUUAUUAAACAGAUUAUCCAACUAUAAUGCUGAAAAUACAUGUCUGGAUGUCAACAUUUCUAUAGAAAUGAAAUGAAAACUCAUCUGUGUUUAUUAAUUUUGCUAUGUCCUUUCUAAAUCUGCAGACAGUAUUCAUAUACUUUUCCAAAAGGAGUAUGUAUGAAUUUCUGUUUAGUAUCCAAUCUAAAUGAUGGCUUAAUAAGAUGGCUUAGUAAUGUGAAUUUUCAGGUUAUAAUGGAUCUCAGCACAUUUAUAUACACAUUUUUUUAUUUUUGUUGCCUCUAAUUUAAAAAUAUUGAAGCACCGAGUUCAUUAAGCAGCUUUGACAAUU